Messenger RNA from Acaromyces ingoldii, 1500 nucleotides. RefSeq lists its product as hypothetical. The record is from RefSeq and is a predicted model, not a curated record. The transcript is spliced from 4 exons. Bases 1 to 1500 code for a protein of 499 amino acids. Lineage: Eukaryota; Fungi; Basidiomycota; Exobasidiomycetes; Exobasidiales; Cryptobasidiaceae.
AUGAAGACAUCCGAGGCCAUAAGGUGGAAGAAGCGAGGCGAAUCCGAAUGGGUACGGCGCUGCACAGGCUUGGAGAGGUUUCUCUGGCUUUCUGAACAACGCUUCCACGAGGCUAACAUCCUGCUCAAUGUCCUUGUGAGACACAAGACUGAGGAAGCUCCGCGUGUCAAUGAUCGGCUCAGAGCGGCAUGGCUAGCACUGUACAUGCAAGUGCCGAGUCUGAGCACAACGCUCAACAAGAAUGAUGACAAUGUAAUUGAGGCCAAGUACCGACAGCUAGUUCGACCGGACGAGAUCGAACACUGGCUCUCUGGCACCUUCCGGACCCAUCCCGCCCUGCAGUGCACCACCGAAGAUGAUGCGUGGGCUCAGCUGGACUUGCUCAGGGAAGAAAUUGCCAAUGAAGGCAUCAGCCGAGCCGAAGACAAGGGCCACGUCGGCUUCAUCGAUGUCGUUCCGUGCGCAAAGGACCUUACCGGCCUUAUCUUCCGUCUUGAUCAUGGCGCCUUUGAUGGAACGGGCUCCUUCAUGCUCGUCGAUGCCCUCCUCAAGCACUACAUAAAGCAGACGCGCGUGAACCUGAAGGCGAGCAAUGGUGUAAUCGGGAAACCGUUGCCCGCGCCAUCGCUUCUCUCUUAUGUCAAUGAGAGCAUAUUGGAUGCUGACAACUCCAAGACGCUGCAAAGCCUAUUCGAAUCAAGGCCAGCCCAGGAACAGCUGAACCAUCUUCUCUCGCCCAUUGAGCUUCUGAAACAUGCGACCAAGGUGACUUCGAAGCGCUUGACAUUCAGCCAGGAAGAGACGUCAAAGCUGCUGCAGCGGGCAAGAGAACAUCAAGUCUCCAUAUCGCAGAUCAUCGUUGCCACACACCUCGUGCCUGUGUUGAAACGAUACCCCAUUCAAGAAGACGCAGCGGAGAAAGGCAAGACACGAAUUCAGUUUACCUCGCCCAUCAAUGUUCGGCCAUUACUCUCUGCCGGCGGCAAAAACGAGGCGGCGAAGAGCAGCUUCGGCAGCGAAGUCGUCCUCCUAGACUAUCAUGUAGCCAUCUCGGACAUCACCAAGAGCCUGUGUGGCGGCCACAGGGUACAAAGGAAAGAAGACAUCGAGUGCCUCCUUCGCCUGGCUCACCAGGUAGAUCAACAAAAUAAGGAUCUACCCCGAACAUUCGAGAGCGCUAUGAGCGUCUUUAACAGCCUCGGCGAAAACAUUCCUGAGCCAAAAAUAGGUGAACCGGCUACGGACAUGUUGAAUCCAUUCAUUGUUUCCGAUGGCCUUCUGGAACGCUUCGUCUCCCGGCAAUACAGCGACGCUCUUGAGGUGUUGGGUGCGCAUACAAUUGUCAAUUUGCAGCAGGCCUUCAUCGGCCUGAGGAGCAUUACGUUCCGCGAUCGUCUCACCCUCACCGCAAAUUACAAUGAGGAAGUCUGGAAAGGUGUCGACCUGAGUACAUUUCUGGACGACUGGGCGGACGCGCUUCGAGCUGUUCUGCUCACAUGA